AUGUCCUUAAUCUCAAAUAGAAAGCGACCAAGAGGGUUUAGUGAAACCUUUGAUAACGCUACCAAGGCCUCCCAUCAUCAACAAAAUCAAAUCUUACAUAAAAAUAAUACUAAUUCAAAUAAUACCACUAGUGGUAAUUCAACUAAUGAAGAAGAUUUAAAAAGCUUACAAUUGAAUUUCAUGGAUCAUGAUGUAUCAGAAAGUUUAUCAUCAUCAUCAAUUAAUUCAUCUCCUCCUCCUACAUCUCAUUCAUCUUUACAAUAUUCAAAUCUUAUUGCUAAUCCAUUUUCAAAUUCAAUUUCUCAAUCUUCUCAUAAUAACAUAUUGCCUACUACAAGUGUUUCUACUAUUCAUUCUUAUCGUACCAAAUUUAAAGAUUCUAAAAGAGGGUCUUAUUUUAUAAAUGAUGAUGAUGAUUUUAAUGAAGAAAUUGAAGAUGUCGACAUUGAACAGGUUUUAAUCGAUGAAGAUCAUGGUUUAGUUGAUACCGUCGAUCAUGAAGAUGAAGAUGAAGAAGAUGAUGACGACGAUGAUGAUGACGAAGAUGAUGAUCAAGACGAGGACGAAGAAGAUAAUGAUAUCGUUCAUGAUUUACAUCAUAAUAAUAAUAAUGAUAAUAAUCACCUUUAUGUUGAAGAAGAUGAAGACGAUGUUAUUAUCCUUGAAGAAAGAUCAGUACUUCCUAAGACUAAACGAAAUAACAGUGAUUCUGUCUUAUUAGAUCAUGAUGCAUUUGAAGCCUAUAAUAUGUUUAAUGUAAAUAAUGUUCAACCAGUUUUAUUUGAACCAGAAGAAUCAAGUUCCACCUCAUCUUCCUCAUCCUCAUCUGCCACUUCAUAUUCAUCCGCUUCCACCGCUACCAAUAUAUCUACUGAUUUAUCUCCAUCUACUUUUUCAAAUACUCCAUUCCCAUUAAAGAAACAAAGAACAAAUUCAUUACCUCAAUUACCUCAAGCAAAAUGUUUUUAUCAUAAAUUACCUAAUAAUUAUAUAUUACAAACUCCAAAAUUAGGUAAUAUAAAAGCUAAUGUCAUACCUCAUGAUCAUGAUUUACCUCCAUGUGAUGAUGAAAACGGUCAUUAUAUCAUUAAAUUACAAGAAAACUUUGCUAAACGUUUCACAGUUAUAAAAUUAUUAGGUCAAGGUACAUUUGGAAAAGUGGUACAAUGUUAUGAUAAAGUGAAUCGUGAAAAUGUGGCUAUUAAAAUCAUUCGUAAUAUUCAAAAAUAUCGUGAUGCUGCAAAAAUUGAAUUAAGAAUCUUAUCAACGUUAAAGAAAUUUGAUAAUAGAAAUGUAAAUCAUUGUAUUCAUCUUAGAGAAUGCUUUGAUUAUAGAGGUCAUAUUUGUAUUGUAACUGAUUUAUUAAAAAUAAGUCUUUAUGAUUUUUUGGAAGCUAAUAAUUUCAUUUCAUUCCCUGGUUCUCAUAUUCAGGCCAUUUCAAAACAAUUGAUUCGGUCAGUUAGUUUCUUACAUGAUUUAAAAUUAAUUCAUACUGAUUUAAAACCAGAAAAUAUCUUACUUCAUGAUGAUACAUUCAUAAAGAAAAAUCUUUAUAGUACCACCAUAAUUCAAUCAUACUUAAAAUUAAGUUCAUCAAAUUCAUCUCAAACCAAAAAACAACCAAAAUAUCUGAAAAUUUUGAAAAAUCCAUUAAUUCAAAUCAUUGAUUUCGGUAGCGCCAUUUUCAAUGAUGAAUAUCAUUCAUCCAUCGUAUCCACUCGUCAUUAUCGUGCCCCUGAGAUUGUAUUAGGUGUAGGUUGGUCAUUCCCAUGUGAUAUGUGGUCGGUAGGUUGUAUACUUGUGGAAUUAAUUAUUGGUGAACCAUUAUUUAAAACUCAUGAUAAUUUGGAACAUUUGGCUAUGAUUGAAAAAAUAUGUGGUUAUAAAAUUGAUAAAUCAAUUGUGAAACUUUCUAAACAAAAGGAAAAUGAAUGUGGAUUAGAAUUCUUUACUAAUGAAUAUAUCAGACCAAAGAGAAGACAAUCAAUUCAUCAAUUACAAAAGCAUACUCAAACUUUACCAUCUCGUAAAAUGAGUCAAAUAUAUACCGUGGUUGAUGAAGAUGAUGAUGAUGCUGAUUCAACUUCCUCAGUCAUAACAGACGAUACUGAUGAUGAAUUUGGUCGUGGUCCAGAUGAAUACGAUGAUGAAGAAGAUGACGAUGAUGAUUUAAUCAUUGAUGAAGAUUCAGGGGAGCAAAAUUCGCUUACCUUGAAAUUCCCUACUCCUGAUACACCAAUGAAAUUCAUUAACAGUGUGGAUGAAUUAACUAGGAUAGAUUUAUUCAUCUCGUCUCGUAUUGGACUUAAUAUAGAUUUGGAUUAUUCCUUAUCAUACAAUUAUAAAAAGAAUGAACAUCUUAUCAAUUUUGGUAAUUUCACAUUCUGGUGGUUUUUCAUUGAUUUAUUAAAGAAAUUAUUCAUCAUAAAUCCAAAGGAUAGACUCACCGCUAUGGAAACUUUAAAUCAUCCUUGGUUUAACUUGGGUAUCGAAGAUGAAGGUACUUUGUGA
Scheffersomyces coipomensis is the source of this 2511-nucleotide messenger RNA. RefSeq names its product serine/threonine protein kinase (gene KNS1). Lineage: Eukaryota; Fungi; Ascomycota; Pichiomycetes; Serinales; Debaryomycetaceae. Gene Ontology annotation, biological process: protein phosphorylation; regulation of RNA splicing. Bases 1 to 2511 code for a protein of 836 amino acids. The transcript has a single exon. Gene Ontology annotation, molecular function: ATP binding; protein serine/threonine kinase activity. The record is from RefSeq and is a predicted model, not a curated record. Gene Ontology annotation, cellular component: nucleus.